This is a messenger RNA of Xenopus laevis (African clawed frog), 5896 nucleotides long. It is a transcript of the gene cdk13.L, whose product is annotated as cyclin-dependent kinase 13 L homeolog. Gene Ontology annotation, molecular function: ATP binding; transferase activity; RNA polymerase II CTD heptapeptide repeat kinase activity. The record is from RefSeq and is a predicted model, not a curated record. Gene Ontology annotation, biological process: regulation of cell cycle; positive regulation of transcription elongation by RNA polymerase II. The transcript has 14 exons. Lineage: Eukaryota; Metazoa; Chordata; Amphibia; Anura; Pipidae. Bases 1105 to 5280 code for a protein of 1391 amino acids. Gene Ontology annotation, cellular component: nucleus; cyclin-dependent protein kinase holoenzyme complex; cyclin/CDK positive transcription elongation factor complex.
UCAAAGUAAUCCCUUCCUGGUUAGAAAGCCGGUAAGAAGAGUGCGUAUGGGGAAGCUGGAGUGUUUCGUUGCCAUCGAAAGCAUUGCUCAGGAAUAUAACCAUUGCACUUGUCGUACAAUAAUAUCGGGCCGAAGGAAACCUCUGUUCUUCGCUGACAGGAAAAACAGCGAUGCCUCCUCACGUGCUGCAUUUUAAGCUUUUCCUUUCCAAUAUGAAAAGGAUUUUUCGUAUCUGACCCAACAACCUGCUCUCUGCCAUGUGCUGAGGUGGGAGGUGUAAGUUGAAGGGGCAGGAGAUCCAUAUUAACCCCGUAGCAUUAGGAACAUGGAGCCGAUGGCACUUCCGCGUUCAUCCUAUUUCGGGCCUGUGUGACAGCACUGCAACUGGACCAUUGCCUACAAAGCAGCAAAUGCCUGGGGACGCAGAGGCACAGGUUCAGUCAGCACCGUGAAUGUGGGUUUCCCUUUUUCAUCCGGAUCAGUCAGGACUUAAUUUUGUAGGACUGGUAUAUUAUAUAUAUAUAUAAGUAGCUUAAUUUCUUUCUACGUAUCCUUUAGCCUUGCCAUGGGCUGACUUUUGAGAAGUAUUGAAUUCUGAACUACUGAUCUUCAACUGAACGUAUUUUAUUGCAAAUUCUACUUUUUCCCCUCAAACCUCAUCUUGGAUAACCGUUCCAGUAAACCAACAGCUUUCGCUGCUUUAUUUUUGUGUGGAUUAAGGAAAAAAACGUUGUCUGGCUCUGGGAACUGGUUUAUUAUCCCUUCGUGUUUUGAUUUCUAAAUACAGGUAUUUGGGGCUACUUUGGGCCAGGCUGGAAUGACAUUUACACAGCCAAACAACGAAAGUGCGUGCCACGGUACCACAUGCGGCAAAGUUCAUUUAUUUCUGACAUAACUGAGGCCAAGUUGAUUGCUCGCAUUAGAGUUCCACGCACGUGUAUAUUGUUCAGAACCUUUACUCCGAGCACUUCCUAGAUUGUAUGCACGAGAGACGAGAAAGAGAAUAAAGCAGCUGAAAAGUGGAUUCAUUAUCUGGCAGCCAUAGUAAAUGGCAGGAGAGAGAAGCAACUAGGCACAUUGGGAAGAGACUGGAGACUUUCCCCGAUGCCGGGCAGUUCAGACCUUAACCAGCCUGCGGCCCUCUCCUCUGCCUCGUCUUCCGCGGCGUCUUCGGUGUCAGGCCAGCACCGAAGGCCCGGAGACGACUCGAGGAGGAAGAGAAGCCACCAUGAGAGAAAAAAGCGGAGGGCCCAACAGCAGGCCAUGCUAGACUGUCCGGUGGAGCCGGUCGGACCCACGGAUGGACAACAGAGCCAGGUUGCUUCAAGGGAAAAGAGACGCCACAAAAUGCACCGUGAGAGAAAGAGACGCCGGAAAGACCGUGGAGGGUCGGGGAAGAGGAGUGGGGUCAGGAAGGACCGAGCCCUUGCUCCUACAGUUGAAUACGAUGAUGUAAGCUCGCUGUCUGACGGUGACCUUUCGGAAGGCGAGCAAGUUCCAACACCGCCACCAUUUGCACCUUCGGUUUUGGGGUUAGGCCUUGGUGCAUCCCCGGCCUCAGAUAGAUGUCCCUCGCCCGUAGGGUUGCACCCUCCCCAGCUCAGUCUUCUGCGCCAACGGGGGGACUCGGGGAGAAGCGGUAGAAGGAAAAGUUCUCGCAGGCCCGAGUCUAAGCACCGCCGCCGAGAAGACGCGCAGGAUCGGAGGAGAGGGGGAGAAAUAGGGGAACUGCUUGUCCCCACACCCCUAAUGUUAGCUCCUACAUGGAGGCCGCCGUGCGAUCUAGGGAAGAAGACAGAGUUCAGGCCUGUGCCCUUGUUUAGGCCGAAAAGAGAGGAGGCUUCGGCCUACAACAAGCAGCCACCAAAGGCAUACCGGGACGACAAGGCUUUUAGGUCUUCACUACUGCAGGGGAACCAACGCAAGAAAUCGGUCAGUCCCGUCCGCUCCCCUAGUCCAGGGUACAGUGGCCGCCGCCAGAACCGGCGCUCUCCCAGCUUUGGACCCCGCGAUAAAAAUGACAAUUCUCCACCACCUCGUAGAAGAUCCCGCAGCCCGUACAGUCCAGCAGGCAGGCGAUCAGCUAGGUCACGGAGUAGAAGUCCUUAUAAACCACGCCAUUCUAGAUCCCGAAGCAGACAUAGGGCGUCCAAAUCCAGAAGCAGACAGUCCAGUAUCUCUCCAAGCACACUGACUCUUAAAAGCAGCCUUGCAGCAGAAUUGAACAAGAAUAAAAAAGCUAGGGAAGCAGAGGCUGCCAGAGCCCAAGCAAAAGCUGGCAAAGUAUCUACCCCUGUUAAGGGACAGUUAGAAGUUGUCGGCAACUCACAGCAAGCAAACCAUGCUAAAGAACAAAAGAAAGCAAAAACAGCCCAGGUUCUAUCUCCAUCCCAGAAAAGUGAGAAAGCCAAAGUUAAAGUACAAAGUCAAGAAUCCUGCAGAGAAAAUAAUCUUACAGCUGAAAAAACUGCCAAGUCUACUGGUAAAGUAAACAAAAUAGAUUCAGUUAAACAGGAGAUAUGCACUCCAAAAGAAAAAGCCAAAACACACAAAUCGGAUGCAUCUACCACAGAGAAGAUUUCAUGUUUGGCACUCCUGUCUUCUGCACUUCCAUCACUACCUCUGCCUCCUGUCCUCUCCAGCUAUGGUGACAGUUUCAAAGGCUGUGUCCCAGGAAAAUCUGUAAAAGAAAUGGAAAGAAAACUGCGAACCUUGCUAUCUGACUUGCCUCUUCCACCUCUACCAGCAGCUCAGUCUGAAGGUGAAGACAUGUCCUGUAGUCCAGAAAGAAAACGAAUGCAGUCAAAGAACAAAAGGAGACCAAAGAUAUGUGGUCCACGCUGUGGGGAAAUUCUUGAAAAGGAUAUUGACUGGGGAAAGCGUUGUGUAGAUAAAUUUGACAUCAUUGGCAUUAUAGGGGAAGGCACAUAUGGACAAGUCUACAAAGCAAGAGAUAAAGAUACUGGAGAGAUGGUGGCUUUAAAGAAAGUACGAUUGGAUAAUGAGAAAGAAGGAUUUCCCAUCACAGCAAUUCGGGAAAUUAAGAUCCUGCGCCAGCUUAACCACCAGAGUAUUAUUAAUAUGAAGGAAAUUGUCACUGAUAAGGAAGAUGCUCUGGACUUCAAAAAAGAUAAAGGAGCGUUUUACUUGGUGUUUGAAUACAUGGACCAUGAUUUAAUGGGCCUCCUGGAAUCGGGACUAGUGCACUUCAAUGAACAUCAUAUUAAAUCCUUCAUGAGACAGCUUAUGGAAGGUCUGGACUACUGUCAUAAGAGGAACUUUUUGCACAGGGAUAUUAAAUGCUCAAACAUUCUUCUUAACAACAGGGGGCAGAUCAAGCUUGCAGAUUUUGGUCUUGCAAGGUUGUACAGUUCUGAAGAAAGUCGACCAUACACCAACAAAGUAAUAACUCUGUGGUAUCGUCCACCGGAACUGCUGCUUGGAGAGGAGCGGUACACUCCAGCUAUUGAUGUCUGGAGCUGUGGCUGCAUCCUGGGUGAGCUGUUUACAAAAAAACCAAUCUUCCAAGCAAAUCAAGAGCUUGCACAGCUUGAACUUAUAAGCCGAAUGUGUGGAAGUCCUUGUCCUGCUGUAUGGCCAGAUGUUAUAAAGCUACCGUAUUUCAACACCAUGAAACCAAAGAAACAAUAUCGUCGAAAACUCAGAGAAGAGUUUGCUUUCGUCCCCAAUGCAGCAUUAGAUCUUUUUGACCAUAUGCUGGCUCUAGAUCCAAACAAGCGCUGUACAGCAGAACAAGCCUUAGUUUGUGAAUUCCUUCGGGAUGUAGAACCAUCAAAAAUGCCACCACCAGACCUACCCCUUUGGCAGGAUUGUCAUGAGUUGUGGAGUAAAAAACGCAGAAGGCAAAAACAACUUGGAAUGGGUGAUGAUAUCACAGUUCCCAAAGUUCCAAGGAAAGAUUCAUCUUUGGGCAUGGAUGACAGCAGAAGUAGCACCCCACAAGGCAUACAGAUAUCUUCACAGCUAAAGACUCAGGGAUUCCCCAGUGUUGGAGUAGGUAAUCCAAGUUCUGGCCAGCAGCUGAACCAUAAUGAAGUGGCUAUCCUACUAAAUUUACUUCAGUCACAGACAAGUGUGAACAUGGCACACUUUGCACAGGUUUUGAACAUUAAAGUGAAUCCUGAAACACAGCAGCAGCUUAACAACAUAAAUUUACCCGCUGGUAUAUUGGCGGCGGGAGACAAGAAAGCAGAACAAAGAGGGGAAAUUCAGCCAGCAACCCAGCCAGCGUUGCCUCCUAUCCCACAUUUGCCUUUGACCAAAACAAAUACAGAUGUAACUUCAGCAACUGUGCAGAGCACUUUCACUGUUUUGCUGUCUCUCUUAUCAAAGGAUCAGGAGUUACAGAAAAGCAGUGAUGCAGUAACUGGGGAAGUAAAGGAGAACAUGAGUGAAAUACUGUUGCAACCCAAGAGACCACCAAGUCCAUCACCAAUUGAUAACCGUGACCUUGGUGAUCAUGCGGAUCAACAGCUACACAAUACAUCACUACAGCCAGAAUAUCCUCACAUACUGCCACCAGAUCAGCGCCCUCCAGAACCACCUGAGCCCCCUCCAGUCUGUGAGGGAGACCUUGAUUACCGGCCAGAGAGAAAGCACAUGCAUAAUACCACAGUGUUGGCUGGUGAUGCUCAUGCAGAAGUAAAAGCUGCUCUGCUACAGCUUCUUGCCCAGCACCAAGCUCAAGGAGAAGACAAAGAUGGUUCAGAGUUCCCCACCAGUACAUGCUACUCCAAGCCAUCAGACUGCACUGAAACGUUUGUGCCCUCUUUUCAAGCAACUUCAUAUAACAGUGAUAGGGCUACUAGUUUGUGCACAAAUAAUUUGGAAAGACAAACUCAAAACCAGGCUAUCAAUAACUACAGUAGUGCGUCAUCUCAGAUUAGUAAUAGGCUCACAGCUCCACCUGUUUUCACAGAGCCUUUUUCUCUUCCCAUCACCACAUAUGGGGACAGCUUCCUUAAUACUCAUUCCAUGCUGUUUAGUGGUGAUAAGGACCAUAGAUUUGAAUACAGCCAUGCCCCAACAAGUCUACUGAGAAAUAGCAAUCCUCCUCCUGGACUGGAGAAUAGUCCGUCUUUGGCAACAAACAUGCAUAAUUAUAACUACAGCAGUAACAUGCCAGAGCAUCCUGGCCUACCUGUUCACAUGCAUGGACAUGAUUGGACAUCCCCACUUCAAGGACCCCCAUUUUCUCAAGGACAUAGGGGACAUAUUGGCACAUAUGCUAGAGGUCGAGGUAGGGGACUACCAUAUUAAGACAAAUCCAUUUUUGUCUUUUUUUUUUUUUUUUUUUGAACAGGCAAAAUAUUUCUACCUGAAAUUGCUUUUUACUUUACUUGUAGCUGCAUUUUUCUGCAGCCAAAAGACUUGAAUUUGACAGCAGCUUUAUUUUUAUGUGACAAAUUGUCUUGCAGUGUAACAAUAAACAAAGUUUUGGUAAAUAUAAUUCAUUGUGUGCUUGAAAACUAGGUGAACUAAUCUACACGUUGACAAAUAUUAAUUAAGAGAUCUUUAUUUUGUACUUUAUCAAGUUUAAGUUGAAUGUUAAUUUUAAGGGCAUCCUUUAAUUUCCCUGACUCUUGCAAGUGUUUUAGAAAAGUUGCACAUUUGUGCUAUUUUUUUGUACAUUUGGACCAAUGUUUGGACAAAAAAAAUGCAGGGCUCAAAUUUCUUUGGUGUCUCUUUCUUUGUACAGAAACUACCUUUUUGUCAAAGGUCAAUGUCAUUCUGGCCUGCUUUCAGUGUCAUUGUGCAAGAUGUACCUUGUGCUAAUUUUGGACAAAAACAUACUCUUUCUCUUCUGAUGGAAACGUUUUAUCAACUGUUUUUUUUUUUCUUUUAUGCAUAAGAAAAUAAAUGUUGAUCAAAGCGC